Lutzomyia longipalpis is the source of this 1674-nucleotide messenger RNA. Its product is annotated as L-dopachrome tautomerase yellow-f2-like. Lineage: Eukaryota; Metazoa; Arthropoda; Insecta; Diptera; Psychodidae. Gene Ontology annotation, cellular component: extracellular region. The record is from RefSeq and is a predicted model, not a curated record. The transcript is spliced from 2 exons. The coding region runs from base 35 to 1513 and encodes 492 amino acids.
GUGUGCAGCCAAUGUGAGACAUCAGGAAGUUAAUAUGAAAAGAGUAUUCUUUCAUUUAAUUUUGUGUUUGAUAACAAUUGGAUAUAAAUCAUGUAGUUAUGCAGGAUACAUGAAAGAGCAAGUUGAGGUUGCUUUUAAGUGGAAUAGAGUUGAAUUUGUAAGUUUACCUCAACCAGCUGAUUCCUGGGUUGGUCCCUACAGAUAUUUUAUCCCGGAAAAUAAUGAUAUUGUUGGGUUAGGAUAUCAUCCAGCUAGUGGAUUAAUGGUCGUUACAUUAGAACGUCUAAGACUAGGUGUUCCAGCGACAAUAGCAGCCUUUUGUGUGAAGGAGUACAGAUUUGGAUCAAAUCCUAAAUUCUGGGCUUUUCCAAACUUUGAAAUUCAAGCCAUGAGAGCAUCAGAUUUUACCAGUCAAAGUAGAGGAUUGUCCAAGAAAUCAUUCAAUCAAGGAAAGAAUAUAUACAAUUGGAACUCAUACUACGAAGGAAUCUACAACGGAAGUUAUCAUAAUCUAUAUCAGAAACCAAUUAAUAAUUACAAACCAACCUAUCUAGAACCAGCAAUACUUGCCCAAGAUCCCUCUUCAAAUGAUUUUCGAAUUAUUUCAGUUUAUGAGGUGAUGAUGGAUGAAAAGUGCAACAGAGCUUUCUUUCUAGACGCCGGCAUGGUACAGUAUGAUAAUGUUUCAACAAUUAUUCAAAAGCCUGCAAUUCUAGUCUAUGAUCUCCCCUACAAUGGCUGCCAAACAAGGAACUUCCAACUAAUUCGUCGUGUUGAAUUUCCCGAUGAUUUAGCAACAAUGAGUCCUUACUCCAACUUCCAUAUGACCCUUGAUUUUCAAUCAAACCAAUGCGAUGAUCUCUACAUCUACGUUGCUAACUUUUUCGGGCAUUUAAUCGUAGUUUAUGAUUACAAAAGAAAUGACUUUUGGUACUUUACGGGUCAUCCGUCUUUUCAACCAGUUGCGUCAGAAUCCUACAUUGUCUACGAUGAGACUUUGGAUUUCCUUCUACCCGUAGGAAUUUACACCAUAGCUCUGGGAUAUCGGGACAAGAAUGGAGAUCGUCCAGCUUACUAUGUAGCAGGAGCAAGUACAGCCCAAUACGUAGUGUCUACCAAAAUCCUCAAGGAUAAGAGGAAGUCUCCUACAAACUACAAUGCAAAUGUUUUUAAAAUUAAGGGCUACCGUGGAUGCUUCAGUCAAGCUUCAAAAAUGGCCGUAGACUACACCUAUGGGGUUGUUUUCUACGCAGAACUCCAAUCUAGGCGGAUUAGCUGUUGGAAUGUGAAUAAACCCCUCAAUCCGGACAAUAUUGGGGUGAUUUAUGAGUCAGACGAACCAUUCUUCCCCCUUGCAAUGUUCAUUGACUCUCACGGGUAUCUCUGGUUUAGUUCCGGGCGGGUAGUUUACCUCUUCUUCACAUCCUGGCCCAUUGAUUUAAAUGAGAAUAAUUUUAAUUUUUACCGCAUAAAAGUUUCAGAUGCAAUUAAGGGGACUAUUUGUGAAGAAUGAGGAUCGAAAUGGAAAAAAUUCUAUAUUUUCUUUUUAAGAAAAGAAUUUUCUUGUCUCAAUUCUCUUCUCAACAUCUUCAGAAAUAAAUGAAAAUUGUUGAAAAAAAAGGUGAAAGAAAGAGGACGAAUACAGAGAAUUCAAUAAAAUAUUUUAAAACAGAA